Messenger RNA from Fragaria vesca subsp. vesca, 450 nucleotides. Its product is annotated as ethylene-responsive transcription factor ERF098-like. The record is from RefSeq and is a predicted model, not a curated record. Gene Ontology annotation, biological process: regulation of DNA-templated transcription; ethylene-activated signaling pathway. Lineage: Eukaryota; Viridiplantae; Streptophyta; Magnoliopsida; Rosales; Rosaceae. The transcript has a single exon. Bases 1 to 450 code for a protein of 149 amino acids. Gene Ontology annotation, molecular function: DNA binding; DNA-binding transcription factor activity.
AUGGAGGGGAAAAGAGAGGACAACCAGAACCAGGCGAGAGUAAGAGAUCCAACUCGGUAUAGAGGAACUCGGAGGAGGCCAUGGGGCAGAUAUGCAGCAGAAAUUCGGGAUCCUACGAGAAACGGGGCACGUCUAUGGUUAGGUACGUUUGACACUGCCGAACAGGCAGCAAGGGCUUAUGAUCGUGCUGCUUUUCGUUUGCGAGGGAAUCUAGCUAUCCUCAACUUCCCGAAUGAGUACCAUUACCAUAUGCAUAACUCAUCAACAAGCUCUUCCGUCACGUCAAAUUGCAGUUCUUCAUCAUCAGCUGCCAUUUCUUCUGCUGCUGCUGAUGACACUGGGAAUAAGCCUUUCUGCAAACAAGAAAGUGAAGUUAUUGUGUUCGAGUAUUUGGACAAUAUGAUCUUGGAGGAGCUUCUUGCAACUAAAGAAGAUACACGAGAAAAUUAA